Molecule: messenger RNA, 682 nt
Organism: Zea mays
Lineage: Eukaryota; Viridiplantae; Streptophyta; Magnoliopsida; Poales; Poaceae
Product: ethylene-responsive transcription factor RAP2-13-like
Exons: 1
Coding region: 120-608 (162 amino acids)
Cellular component (GO): nucleus
Molecular function (GO): sequence-specific DNA binding
Source: RefSeq, a predicted model, not a curated record
CGAUCUACACCAAUCUCCAUAGCUAUGAUUAUGAUAAUACCGACCACCCGAUAACGGCCCACACAACCACACACGCCUACUGCUAUGCAACCAGCAACCUCUUGUCUUCCUCUUCUCUUAUGACGCCUUGUCAGUUAGGCACAGUCCUGACGACAUGUCAUUUGAGCGUACACGUGGCCUACGACCAGGCGGCGUACCGUCGCCGCGGGGACGCGGCGCGGCUCAACUUCCCUGACGACGCGGCGUCCAGGGCGACGCUCGACCCCGUCGUCAACGCCAAGCUCGAGGCCAUCAGUGCCACCAUCGCCACCGCCGCCGCGUCGUCGUCCAAGAAUGCCGCCAGGGCCAAGAGCAAGGCCGUGCCAAUCAACGCACCCAUCCUGGAAGCGGUGGCGUCUCCGAGCAGCAGCUCCUCCUCCGACGAAGGCUCCGGGUCAGACGACGAGAUGUCCAUGUCCUCGCCCUCCCCGACGCCGGUGGUGGCAGAAUUGGGGCAGCUUGACUUCGGCGAGGUGCCGUGGGACGAGGCCGAGAACUUCGUCGAUUGGCCGCCAUGCCCGGCCGUCGCAGAUGAGGGUUUAGGCAAUCUGCAGGCCGCCGGCACCUAGUACUAGUGAUUAAGUAGGUCUUGGUCAGUCGGUCCCCGGGACCUCGCCGGCGUCCCCGCUCCGGAUGUAAAAUG